Messenger RNA from Emiliania huxleyi CCMP1516, 842 nucleotides. RefSeq lists its product as hypothetical. The transcript has a single exon. Lineage: Eukaryota; Haptophyta; Isochrysidales; Noelaerhabdaceae. The record is from RefSeq and is a predicted model, not a curated record. The coding region runs from base 94 to 840 and encodes 248 amino acids.
GCGGAGCCUUUAUUUGUUUAGGGGGUGAGGUGCUCACGUCCAGGAGUCGGCGGGGAGCUUUCAGCCGCCGCUCAGAGCGGCAACGUGGGUGACAUGCUCCGCAAUCUCGCAAGGGGCCUCGCCGGACAUUCAAAAUGGCACAACACCCGCUUCCGCAAGGCGCGGCAGGAUGCUGUCAAACUCGCAGUCGCCAGCAAGUUUGCCGGCAUGAUCCGAGUGGCGGUUGGAGCUGGCGACGAAGCCGGUGUUGCUGAUGCUGUGGCCCGAGCGAAAAAGGAGGGUGUGACACGCGAGGUCAUUGAGCGCGCGCUCGAGACGAGCCGCAACCGAGAGGCCUACAAGGAGGAGAUGUACGAGGGCUCCCUCGCCGGAGGAGUGCUCGUCCUCGUCGAGGCGUUGACAGACAACCCGAGGAGAACGGCGCCAAAGGUGCGCCACCUCUUCAAGGAGGGCGGAGGCGCACUCGGCGCAGCGGGGUCCGCGGCGUGGGCGUUUCAGAGGCGAGGUCUGCUGCGCGUCCAAGGCAUCAGCAGCGACAACGAAGCUCUGAUCGAGGCGGCGCUCGAGGCGGGAGCGCAGGACGUCGAGGAGGAUUCGGCAGCACACCUCGAGGCUGACGACGGCCCCUGCGCCGCCGUGUUUUGUGAGCCCAACGAGCUGGCUGCAGUGCGAGCCACCCUCAGCGCGAGAGGGUUCGAGGCGAGCGAGGCUGCGAUCCUCUUCGUGCCGAGUACAACCGCAGAGCCUGCGGCCGGCCUGCGAGAGGCAGCGGAGAGCGCGCUCCUCGCUCUCGAGGAGAUGGAGGACGUAGAGGGUAUCUGGCACAAUCUUGCACCAUAGAU